CGUGACUGGGACUUGCAACAAAAUAAACCAUGUGCCCAGCUUGUCUGCUGCCCUCUAGUAACUUACCAGGACUGUAUACAGAGGACUGUUAUCAGACAAAGUGCACGACCGUGUCGCUAUCAGUGUAUGAGCAUUGAUCGGAUAUCGCUAUGGCUAUCAUAUUUGCCGUGUGUGUUGCUGCUAUUUGUCUUGGUGCCAUCGUGCCUCCAAAGACUUACGCUGUAGUUGGUGAACGUUCAGUAAAGUCGUCUUCUUCGCGACUCUCCAGUAAAUCAACAGAGUAUGUGUAUGCCGGUUGUUCCCUGAGAGCGAACCCCGUCCAAAAUAUCGACCCUGACAUUAAUAGACCAAUUGAAGGCUAUAUAGAAGCCAGACAACUGAUAAGCGGUGGUGUAGUGGAUAUAACACUUGACUUGUCAGGUUUUAAUUCCAACUCUUCUCAUGGUUUUCAUAUACACACGUUCGGAUAUAUCGAUAGUAGGAGAGGAUGUGGCGCUGCAGGGGGUCAUUUCAAUCCUGGCAAUCGCGCACAUGGUGCCCCGAAAGACGAUGAGCGUCACGUGGGUGAUCUUGGUAAUAUUGAGAGCGAUGAGAAUGGCAAUGUGAAGACUGUUAUUCGUGAUGACGUAGCAUCUCUAAUUGGAACAGAUUCUAUUAUUGGACGAUCAUUUGUCGUGCAUGCUGGUAUAGAUGAUUUAGGUCGUGGAGGAGACGAAGGUAGUCGUACCACUGGUAACGCAGGUGCUCGUUUAGCUUGUUGUACCAUUGGAUUGAUACCAAAGUAUAUUCACGCUGGUUGUUAUUUGAGACCCAAUCCUUCCCUUAAUUCAAACGAUGAGAUAUACAGACCAAUAGAAGGAAGUAUCCAUGUCAAGCAAUUGAGUACUGGCGGUGAAGUCGAAAUUACACUCGACUUGUCAGGCUUUGAUUCCAAUUCACGGCACGCGUUUCACGUGCAUACGUAUGGUUACAUUGAUGCCGUGUCUGGCUGUAAAGCAAUUGGUGGUCAUUAUAAUCCAUAUAGUGAUCGACAUGGUGGUCCAGGGGAACCAGAACGUCAUGUCGGUGAUCUUGGUAACAUUGAAAGCGACGAGAAUGGUAAUGUGAAAACUGUUAUUCGCGAUGACGUGGUGUCGUUAGUUGGUUCCCCUUCCAUAUUGGGUCGCGCAUUUGACGUGCAUGUCGGAGUGGAUGACCUAGGACGGGCAGAUAAUGAGAAAAGUCGUCUAUCUGGCAAUGCUGGUCCCCGCAUAGCUUGUUGUGUUAUUGGGAUGAUACCAGCCCCGUAACGCAACAGAAUACUUACAAAAAUACUUGCAGAAUCUCAAUAAAUUGUAUCUUGAGUAUUGAACGUAUAUAUUGAAUAUCGGCUGUGAUUUUACCACGUUUCUACCAUGUAACAUGUCUUCUGGGAAGUCAUUUUACAAACUUGCGUUUAUAUUAGUGGGAAAUGCAAACUGCUAGGUGCAAUUUUAUUUUAAUAUAAAGAAUCGAGACAACUGUAUAGAACCUGUGAAUAUUUCCCUCUUUACAGUGCGUGAAAAUAACAUGUGUGUAUAUAUGGAGGGGGUGCGCAACGAUACGUAAGUGAUCGUUCACUAAUUUGACAAUGCACUUUGAAAAUUAUUGAAAUUAAACAUUGUUUCAUUAAAACUACUGAAUAUCGAAAAA
Saccoglossus kowalevskii is the source of this 1671-nucleotide messenger RNA. Its product is annotated as tyrosine-protein phosphatase Lar-like. Lineage: Eukaryota; Metazoa; Hemichordata; Enteropneusta; Harrimaniidae. The record is from RefSeq and is a predicted model, not a curated record. Gene Ontology annotation, molecular function: protein binding.